AUAAACGCAAGAGAAGAUGAUGUUCGGCAUUCUACGCUGCUUAGCAAACGGACACCGGAGUCUGCGCGCCUUAAGUCCCCGGCAAAAAAAGUCUGCAGGGAAAGCCUGGCCACCCUCGAUUUGCUGCCUCUGUCCCUUCACAAAGCUCGUUGGGAGAAAAUGAUGAACGAUAAAGAAAAUAUUUUUGCACCGAAAACCGCACCGAAGACGCCACAAUCCUGUGGAACACCAUUGCAAAAGGUUACAUGCUCAAAUCGUCCUCAAAUUUCCUCCGGUCAGCCUAUUCGGGCUGACGUUGUCAGAGGUAGUUUAAGUCAGGCCGAGCGCGAAAGACUUGAGCGUCAAGCGGAAUUGGCUGAACUUCGUCGCUCCAGAAAACGUUGUAUACAGGCCGGUGUUUCUCUUCCACCGCCAUCUAACCACGUUUCAGAUGCUCCUGUUCAGUUGCCCGUAAAAUUGGACCCGGUGCCCGAACCACCGAAAGCAACCACACCGGUCACUUUACCAGAGAACUGCAUGGCUUCCACAGAAGAGGUGGACAACGCCUCCGAAACAUCCGAUUUCACCCACCCCUAUUACUUACGACCAAAGUUCGGUGCACAACGAACUCGUGCAGAAGAGACUGAGGCACUCCCUCGUCAACGUUCUGCUACUUUCGUCCCUCCUCAUGGGACAUCUCCUGGCGACACGGUCUCCGAAGCAGGUAUCGAUAGUGAUGUCGAUUCAGUCAGUUGUGAGGAUCGUCGUUCCAAACGGUCGGAUUCUCACAGUCGUGUUAUCAGGAACGAGCAUCCGGCGCGAUCAUCGUCCAAAGAGGAACUCCCCAAAUCAGACUUUGACGAGCAUUGUGACAACAAAGAAGAGACUGAGGCACUCCCUCGUCAACGUUCUGUUACUUUCGUCCCUCCUCAUGGGACAGCUCCUGGCGACACGGCCUCCGAAGCAGGUAUCGAUAGUGAUGUUGAUUCAGUUAGUUGUGAGGAUCGUCGUCCCAAACGGUCGGAUUCUCACAGUCGUGUUAUCAGGAACGAACAUCCGGCGCGAUCAUCGUCCGAAGAGGAACUCAUCAAAUCUGACUUUGACGAGCAUUGUGACAGCGAAGAUUUCACCCACCCUUAUUACUUACGACCAAAGUUCGGUGCACAACGAACUCGUGCAGAAGAGACUGAGGCACUCCCUCGUCAACGUUCUGCUACUUUCGUCCCUCCUCAUGGGACAUCUCCUGGCGACACGGUCUCCGAAGCAGGUAUCGAUAGUGAUGUUGAUUCAGUCAGUUAUGGGGAUCGUCGUUCCAAACGAUCGAAUUCUCACAGUCCUGUUAUCAAGAACGAGCAUCCGGCGCGAUCAUCGUCCGAAGAGGAACUCGUCAAAUCAGACUUUGACGAGCAUGGUGACAGCGAAGUUUCAGUCUCACAACGCCGCGUUGAUCGUCUUGCUGAGUUACCAUCUCUGUUACAAUGCGAGCGGAACAUCAUUCUCCAGGCUAGUACUGCUUUGCGGCAUUGUACCACGUAUACUGGGCCUAGUGUCCAGGAUGCAACGCCUAAGCGAUCGAAGAUUGCAUCACGUGUUACUGCUGGCGAAGCUUCUUCUCACUCUUUGGAGCCUGAAUCCAUGGCAUACGUAGAGGCGAACAAGAUGUUGCUCAUCGCAUGUCAACGUCGUCAGGUUCUGAUGGAAGAAUUAGCACUUUUGCAUCGCGGUUCACCUGUUCUGGUGCCACCUAGCCGUGGGGAGCCUAUUCGCGGACGGCUUAAAUUGGACGCUGUUCGCCUGGGAUUGAAACCUUUCCACAAACCCGGGGACCCUUCAAGCGGUGGGGGCUAUGUUGUUCUGGAUAAGGCUGUGGCCAGUUCAUUUGCGUGCACAAAAAUGACGCGUACUCCCCCGACUCAAUAUCACUUGUUGGCGAUUAUCAAGUGUCGUGGUGAAGGUCGUAUGUUCCACAGCGAUAUGGUCACUCUGGUGCAUGUUAGUGAUCUACCUGUAGGUACUGGUCGAGCAGCCACCUACGUGGACCUGCCAACUGCAAUCGAGAUCGUACCUUUACGACCUGACUUCCGCAUCACACUGGAGGUCUAUUGUAUGUCCAUUGGCGCUGACAGUGCAUCUAUGGUCCCGAGUGUAGACUCUCCACAGGCUCUGGGCUCGGGCUCUGCCCCCACGACUCCAUCUAUGGCACGGACGCCAAAAUCAAAACACAUUUCAACUACCCCACUUCCCAAUUCGGCUUCGGUUCGAAGCAAAAAAAUGCGCCUCCAUGGAGAAUCUCAUAGUGCUGUUCGCGAGCAUGCGAUGAGUGCCCUGACAGCUUGUCUGCCCACCACGCGUUUGAUGUCUCCGUCAUUUGCUACGGAUAAAUCAUCUCUUACCGGUCAAAAUAAGCUGGCAGGUAAGGAUAUGUUGGCUGGGCAAAAAGAGCUCUGUGAGGCAGACGGAUUACACGCCCUUACCAGCGUAACUUAUGAAGUUGCUGCGGUAUUUUCAACUUCCUAUUUAGCCUUCACACUUUUGUCGUCUGUGGAUAUUCGUUACCAUGAUGAUUUGCUUCUGGGUCACUUGCGCCCUAAUGGUGAAUCGACUGUCCCUCAGUCGCGGCGCUCUUCUGGAAUCGAGAAACCGAAUCACCUCCCGCUGAGACUUCCGCGUUUGCCACGAUCAACUCCGCUUACUGGACAUGUUGGGUUGUUGAACGCCGUGGUGCGGCUAGAGGCGCGGGUAUUGACUCGCGGCUUUUUGACUGUAUUCGAGGAAGCCGGUGGUUUGGGAGUAUGGCGUCGUUACUGGUGUCAACUUCGCGCAGACCAUCUGAGAUUUUGGCGUUAUCCCGAGGAUGAACAGCGAGAUCCUAAUGGUACCGGUUCAUUCCGAAAACCUGUGGGACGGAUUGAUUUAAGGCACAUUGCUGCCCCUAGAGCUGUCCCUGCGCCGCGACGAAUUUGUGCACGAGCCAACACCAUAUUUAUGCGGUCUUUGCGUGCCAUCGAACCGGGCUGUUUGUCAGCUUCUGUCAAUGCAGCAAAGCUCUCCGACUCUGGGACUGACUCAAAUGAAAGUAUUAUUUUCCGGGCGUCUCCGGACUAUAAUUGGUUGGAGCAGAAGCAUCUUCUGUGUGCUGACACUGCACAGGAAAGAGAUUCGUGGGUUAAUUGGAUCAACUUGUGCCUGAACGCUUUGAAAAACUGGAUGCCCGAACACUUCGCUUGUCUGGCUCGAUUCGACGCCCACCUCGAAUUCAGUCAACCGGUUUCCUCUGAUUUGGCCUCCUUACUAUUACACGAAGAAGAACGAUUUGGCCUGCUGCAGUUUCGGUCACCGGAUAACGGGAAGCCUCGGAGGCGUAGGCAUGCACAGUUUGUUCGGAAAUCGGGUAGCUACGCAUUAAAGGCGAUAACUUCGAUGCACGAGCUUCCGCCAAUUCCACUGACCAUUGGUGAUUUGAGUCCCCAUCCAGGGAGGCGGCAGUGGCCCACCCGACUUAGUUUACUGGCUAGUGUUUUCGCACUUCGUUGCCAGGUCAUAAGCUGUCCACCUCCCGGUCGCUUCCACUCAGAACAGGGCUGGGAGAAAGGAUCUCUGUGA
Opisthorchis viverrini is the source of this 3582-nucleotide messenger RNA. RefSeq lists its product as hypothetical. The annotation marks the transcript as partial. The transcript has 17 exons. Gene Ontology annotation, cellular component: actomyosin contractile ring. Lineage: Eukaryota; Metazoa; Platyhelminthes; Trematoda; Opisthorchiida; Opisthorchiidae. The record is from RefSeq and is a predicted model, not a curated record. Gene Ontology annotation, biological process: actomyosin contractile ring assembly; mitotic cytokinesis; septin ring organization.